Molecule: messenger RNA, 996 nt
Organism: Nasonia vitripennis (jewel wasp)
Lineage: Eukaryota; Metazoa; Arthropoda; Insecta; Hymenoptera; Pteromalidae
Gene: RpL9
Product: 60S ribosomal protein L9
Exons: 4
Coding region: 356-928 (190 amino acids)
Biological process (GO): cytoplasmic translation
Cellular component (GO): cytosolic large ribosomal subunit; ribosome
Molecular function (GO): structural constituent of ribosome; rRNA binding
Source: RefSeq, a predicted model, not a curated record
CUCUUUCCGGUCUUUUGGAGACGUGCGUGAGGUAAUAUGGAAUUUCGAGCAAUAUUGUAGCCGUUGCAAUCGACGCGAAGAAAAUAUAUUUUCUUAAAAGAAUGCUGAAAAUACAUUCCCCCAACGCUCUUCUGCAUUGUUUAUUUAAUAUUUUUUGCAAUAGUGUACUUAAACUUCGACAUUAAUUCCUAACCUAGAUCUGUGUUGUUAUCGAGCACAACCAAUGUGUCCAUGGCAUAUUAAGGAUAAUAAAAUUAUUUAAACAGUGUUUUGACGUAGCAUAAUUGAUACGCUUACGUUUUAUUGUGUUACGAAUAGUUUAGCGGAACUCGUGGAGUGUUUGUUUACCUGCAAGAUGAAGCAGAUUGUCACGAAUCAAACUGUGAAGAUCCCUGAUGGAUUGACUGUUUCAGUCAAGUCCAGGACUGUCACAGUCAAGGGACCACGGGGAGUCCUGAAGCGCUCUUUCAAGCACUUGGCUCUUGACAUUCGUAUGGUCAACUCUAGGUUGCUACGAGUAGAAAAAUGGUUUGGUACCAAGAAGGAGCUUGCAGCUGUACGUACCGUGUGCUCCCACAUCGAAAACAUGCUGAAGGGAGUCACCAAAGGAUAUCAGUACAAAAUGAGGGCUGUAUACGCUCAUUUCCCCAUCAACUGUGUUACCACUGAAAAUAACUCAGUUAUUGAAAUCCGUAACUUCUUGGGAGAAAAGUUUAUUCGUAGAGUUAAGAUGGCACCUGGUGUCACUGUUGUCAACUCACAGAAACAGAAGGAUGAACUUAUCCUGGAAGGAAACUCGCUAGAAGAUGUUUCGAGAUCAGCUGCUCUCAUCCAACAGUCCACGACUGUCAAAAACAAGGAUAUCAGAAAGUUCUUAGAUGGCUUGUAUGUAUCCGAAAAGACGACGGUUGUCCAGGAUGAUGAAUAAAUACAUUUUUAAGAACAAUAUAAAAAAGGAUUUUUUAUUUUAUCAAUAAACUGUUGUCAUUUAUCAAA